This is a messenger RNA of Diabrotica virgifera virgifera (western corn rootworm), 1362 nucleotides long. RefSeq lists its product as uncharacterized. The coding region runs from base 127 to 534 and encodes 135 amino acids. The record is from RefSeq and is a predicted model, not a curated record. NCBI's taxonomy places the organism in Eukaryota, Metazoa, Arthropoda, Insecta, Coleoptera, Chrysomelidae. The transcript is spliced from 3 exons.
AUAGGUAUAAAUUCGGAAAAUUUGGAAAAUAAUUCAGUUCAAGUCUCGCUUAAGCUUCAAAAUGCGUCCUGCAAUAUUGAUUUUGAUUUGUCUUCCUCGGGAAUAAAAUAUUUUAUAAUAAUAGCAAUGCUCUCAAUUCUAACCAUAUCGAAGAUAAGUGCGGAGGAGGACCGUAAACGUCCUAAUUGGUGUCCGCAGGUGCCAGUAAGAAACAAGGAAGAAGUGGACUUAUUCGUGAAUCAAACGCUGCCUCUUCUGCACACAUGGACAAAUGAAUGCCCAGUGGACGAAGUAGGACUUGCGACUGCGAUAAGACUGGCUCUUAUCAAACACAACGAAGAGCAAUAUGGACCACCGACACAUAUUCAAAUGCGACUUGGAAGUUGGAAUACUCGAUACCCGAACUUCUAUCAAUUUUUAGAGUAUCUAGGACCGAUCAUUUUAACACAAAUUCCCAAACUGGCAGAAAGAAAGUGCUGGCCUCUCGAGUAUCCCAUAUCAUACCAAAUUAUGCACGUUCAUCCAUGCUUGUAAGUCUCAUUCAUCUGUUGCAUUUCAAUAUACAAGGUGAUUCAAUGAAACGGUACGAUUUGACAACGCUGCUGACGAUAAAAUAGAGGAACCGUGAGCUUGCGACGUAAACGAUGUGAAUCUAGAGAGUGGGAAGUUUAGUUAUCAUAAAGACGUAGUCGGGUGAACAACGCGUAUUUGCUGUGAAAGCUUAUUACAAAAAUGGUGAAAGUUUUGUGCUUGUACAACGAGCAUUUCGUUUACACUACCUUGGUUGAUCCUUCUAACAUGGCUAUUAAGACUUGGGUUAGGAACUUUGAAAGUAGUGCUUCAAUAUCACAGAAAAGAGGUGGCAGGGUCAGAACUGCUCGAACACCACAGAAUAGUCAAGCGGUACCAAAUUCAUUACAUGCGAGUCGUCGCAGGGAUCUUCGAGCACUCGCGUGUAAUUAAUUUGGAAUCGCUUCAAUAUGCUGUGGUAUGCGAGCAGUUCUGACACUGCCACCUCUUUUUUGUGAUGUUAAACCACUACUUUCGAAGUUCCUAACCCAAGUCUUGUAACUUGGUCUUGUAAACGGGGCGGCAAAUGGUAGUUUAAACGAAGUCCUCGUUGUACAUGCACAAAACUUUCACUAUUUUUGUAAUAAGCUUUCACAGCAAAUGCGCGUUGUUUACUAGACCACGUCUCCAUGAUAACUAAACUUCCCACUCUCCACUCUCCACUCUCUAGAUUUACAUCGCUUACGUCCCAAGGCCACGGUUCCCCUAUUUUAUCGUAAGCAGCGUUGUCAAAUCAUACCGCUUCACCGAAUCACCCUUUAUUUCGUACUUCAAAUAAAUGAAACAAGAAUU